AUGCCUACACUGGUUUCCGAAGCCAUGGGCGCAGAACCAUUGGGCUUGAAGCCCAUUUUCUGCGCUUCAGGCGUUAAGGACAAGCGAGUCACUGCAUUGUCGGCAGAAAAUGGCCUCUCUAAUUUCAUUCAAUCAGUCAUUGAGGACAAACCAGACAUAGACACACCAUUUAGCGUGCUUGAUUUAGGGGUCGUUAUGGGUCUAAUGGACAAAUGGGCCAGCAAGCUUCCAACGGUUCAGCCUUUCUACGCCGUCAAGUGCAACCCCAACCCCUCAUUGAUUGGCACACUCGCAGCACUCGGCUCCAGCUUCGACUGCGCCAGCAAAGCCGAGAUCGAAUCCGUUUUGUCUCUCGGAAUCUCACCGGAGAGAAUCAUCUACGCUAACCCAUGCAAAUCCGAGUCACACAUCAGAUACGCUGCGACCGUAGGCGUCAACGUCACAACCUACGACUCCAAAGACGAGGUUGAAAAAAUCCGCAAAUGGCACCCCAAAUGCGAGUUGCUGCUCCGCAUUAAGCCUGCACAUGAUAGCGGAGCACGAACCAGCUUGGGUCUCAAAUACGGUGCGCUUGCCGAAGAGGUUCCCAAGCUUCUACAAGCGGCUCACUCGGCUGGGCUCAAGGUAAUCGGCGUGUCGUUCCACAUUGGUAGUGGUGGAGCUGACACGCGAGCCUACAAUGGAGCCAUCGCCGGAGCCAAGAGCGUUUUCGAAACGGCUUCACGGCUUGGAAUGCCUAGAAUGCGCAUUCUCGACAUCGGUGGUGGCUUCACUUCUGGCCCGCUGUUUGACGCCGCAGCUUCGAAAAUUAACGCCGCAAUUCAAGCCAACUUCGGGAACGAAGAGGGGCUGGUGGUUAUUGGCGAGCCGGGUCGUUACUUUGCGGAAACGGCUUUCACAUUGGCAACUAGAGUUAUUGGGAAGCGCGUGAGGGGUGAGGUGAGGGAGUAUUGGAUUGACGAUGGGAUAUACGGAACUCUGAAUUGCAUAAUGUUUGACUUCGCUACGGUCGCGUGCACGCCACUCGCUUGCACCUCAAAGCCGGAGAAUCCUACGUGCAAGGACUCCAAGACUUACCCUUCCACUGUGUUUGGACCCACUUGCGAUUCUAUCGACACGGUUCUCAGGGAUUACCAGCUACCGGAACUGCAAGUGAACGAUUGGCUCGUGUUCCCCAACAUGGGUGCUUAUACAACUUCUUCGGGGACCAACUUCAACGGGUUUAGCUCGUCAGCCAAGUCAAUAUACCUUGCAUGUUCUGAGUCCAGUCACGCAGGCCGCAGGGACACACCAUGUUCUGAUCGAAUCCUAAACUGA
Abrus precatorius (Indian licorice) is the source of this 1317-nucleotide messenger RNA. Its product is annotated as ornithine decarboxylase-like. Lineage: Eukaryota; Viridiplantae; Streptophyta; Magnoliopsida; Fabales; Fabaceae. The record is from RefSeq and is a predicted model, not a curated record. Gene Ontology annotation, molecular function: ornithine decarboxylase activity. The transcript has a single exon. Bases 1 to 1317 code for a protein of 438 amino acids. Gene Ontology annotation, cellular component: cytoplasm.